Messenger RNA from Bursaphelenchus xylophilus (pine wood nematode), 303 nucleotides. The record is from the annotation of a GenBank genome assembly. NCBI's taxonomy places the organism in Eukaryota, Metazoa, Nematoda, Chromadorea, Rhabditida, Aphelenchoididae.
AUGGAUUCGCCCCGAAGGUCGUUCGCUCCCACUCUUUUAUUGUUUUGUAUUGAUUCUCGCCCUGCCCUAGGCUUCUCGUUCCUUUCGCCAAAAAAGGCAUUUCCUUUCUCCGAGAGUGCGUGCGGCAAAAGCGAAAGGGGGUUUGAGGCCAUCUGUACGGCCAAAGCGCCGUCGUUUCUCUCUUCCAAACUGCUUUCGGCUUUGUUCGCGGCCUCAACUCAAGCAUGGCUGGAGGCGGAGAAUCUGAACUUCAUAAGCUUCGGUCCAAUGCUGAAUCCCUAUCAGAAUGUCUGGAAUCGCUGA